AUGUCGAGAACAGAAAAAUUUCCGGAAAAUGUGAAAAAGUUCAUUGUCGGUACCGCGCCGCCCACUAUGGUCUACAUUCCAAAUUGGAUUGAUGAAGAAGAGGAGAACUUAUACAAAACGUGCAUCGAAAAUGCUCCUCAGCCGAAAUGGCGAGUCCUCGCGAAUCGUCGCCUUCAGAAUUACGGUGGUGUCGUCGGCAACAAAGCUCUCAUCUCGUCUGAUGAUUUUCCACUGGAGCUGAAGUAUUUGAUGAAGAAAAUCGAUGGUCUUGCGAUUUUCGAAAACCCCGUCAAUCAUAUUCUGGUUAACGAGUAUUUGCCGGGACAAGGUAUAAUGCCUCAUACCGACGGUCCCGCUUUCUAUCGGAUUGUGACAACAGUAACACUCGGUUCGCAUUGUCUGUUGGAUAUGUAUGAGCCGGUUGAUAAGGAGUUUUUUAUCAACCAAUUCAUGAUUUGUGCAAUUCCAUAA
This is a messenger RNA of Caenorhabditis bovis, 471 nucleotides long. Lineage: Eukaryota; Metazoa; Nematoda; Chromadorea; Rhabditida; Rhabditidae. The record is from the annotation of a GenBank genome assembly.